This is a messenger RNA of Didymodactylos carnosus, 840 nucleotides long. NCBI's taxonomy places the organism in Eukaryota, Metazoa, Rotifera, Eurotatoria, Philodinida, Philodinidae. The record is from the annotation of a GenBank genome assembly.
AUGUUUAAAUCGGAAAAAGAGGUUAUGAAAUAUAUUACAAAUCGUGAAACAAUGGUUAUGUGGUUGAGAUUUUUUGACUGGUUUUCACAUAAAUUUAGUCGAUUUAUUGAUAGAACUGAGGCACUCAAUGAAGAUGAGAGUGAAAGAGAAAGUGAUUAUAAAGCUAGUGUAUUUGAUAUAGAUGUUGAUCGAGAUUUGGAUGAAUUUUUAAAAAAAGCUGAUCCCGAUAACUAUAAUGAAAAUAAACAAGCAAUAAAAGAAGUCAAAACAAGUGAAAGUGUUCGACCAUUGAUUAGGUUAUACACACAAGAGAUAGAAUUUUAUAAAAUAUUAAAUGAACAAUUGGCGUUGACAAUAACGAGCGAUUAUACUAAAAAGGAUCCAAAUGGUACAUUGGCAUUGUGUGAUCGAUUUGUUCAAGAAUUUGAUAUACGACAAGAUGAACUGUCAAAGAUAGCUUAUACAAAGAUAUCGUAUCGCGGUGUAACCAUGAAAGAGGAAGAUUUACAAAAAUAUAAAGACAUAUGCCAAAAUAAUAAAUAUGGAGUUAUUGCAACAAAAACAUUUUCGGCAUCAUCUAAAAGUCGUGAAGUGGCAUUAAGCUUUAUAGACCAGAAUUGUAAUGGCAAAGGUAUUCUAUUUGUAUUCGAGGUACCGCAUGUAUGUUCAACAAUAUGUGCUGCUUAUCUUUACUCUGAUUACUCAAACGAGAAAGAAGUUUUAAUUUUAUCAGGUAAUCUCUUUCGAGUGGAAGAAGUUAUUGAUAAUAAAGAUGACAAUGUAACUGGAAUUCAAGUUGAACAUUUAAUGUUAACAAUAUCAUUUUUUCAAAAAGCUUAA